Molecule: messenger RNA, 909 nt
Organism: Colletotrichum spaethianum
Lineage: Eukaryota; Fungi; Ascomycota; Sordariomycetes; Glomerellales; Glomerellaceae
Product: mevalonyl-coenzyme A hydratase sidH
Exons: 1
Coding region: 1-909 (302 amino acids)
Biological process (GO): fatty acid beta-oxidation
Cellular component (GO): mitochondrion
Molecular function (GO): enoyl-CoA hydratase activity
Source: RefSeq, a predicted model, not a curated record
AUGACUCAAAAACCAACUUUUACAACCCCUCCCCCGGCCGUCUCGGACGUUGACAUCUCCUUCCCCCGCCCCCACGUCCUCCUUAUCACCCUUAACCGGCCUCGCCACCUCAACUCCAUCCCCUCGGAGCUCCACUACGCCCUUGCCAAUCUCUACGACUGGUACGAUGCCGAACCAUCCCUCCGCUGCGCCGUCCUGACCGGCACCGGCCGCGCUUUCUGCGCCGGCGCCGACCUGAAAGAGUGGAAUGUCCGUAACACCUCCGGGAAACCCCCCACUCCGUCCUCCGUCGGCGCCGACCCGACACCUGCCGUGGUCACUUCCUCUGACGCAUUGGGUAAACCCGGUGAUAAAUGGCGUCCGUCGGCCGGCUUCGGAGGCUUGUCGAACCGCGGCGGGAAGAAGCCCGUCAUCGCGGCCGUGAAUGGGCUCUGCUUAGGUGGCGGAAUGGAGAUGAUCAUCAACGCGGACCUGGUGUACGCCUCCACCAAGGCCAAGUUUGGACUCCCGGAGGUGACAAUCGGCGUCAUCGCCGUUGCAGGCGCUUUGCCGAGACUCAUCAAGUCCGUAGGCCGACAGCGGGCCUCGGAGAUGGCUCUCAUCGGGAGGUCCGACUACACGCCUGAACAGAUGCUCUCGUGGGGUCUGGUGAACGAGGUCGUACAGCCGGACUCGCUGAUGGAAACCGCUCUCGGUGCCGCUGAGGCAAUUGCAAGAAACUCCCCUGAUUCGAUCAUCGUCUCAAGGGAAGGACUGAAGAGCGGAUGGGAGCCAAUGGGCCCUGGGGAGGCUACGGCGAUCGUUGACCAGGGCAUCUACCGCCAGAUGGAGGCUGGAGAAAACAUGACGGAGGGCGUCAAGAGCUUUGUUGAGAAGAGGAAGCCUGUGUACAGGGAUAGCAAGCUAUGA